UGAAUUAUAAUACUUUUGAAUUUUUUGAAGAGCAAGCUUUGUUUGUAAAGUGCACGCGGUGCUUCACACGUGUGUGUUUUUAAUUAGAGAGUGUGUGUGUGUAUAUGUGUGUGUACGUGCGCGCGCGCUCGAGCGAAUGAUGCGCUGAGGCUCUCCAGCAGUGCGCAUCUCCUCCACUCGCGACCAGGUGUCACAUUCUUCGGAUGCUUCUGACCAUUUGAACCCGGGACCGAGUCAUCAUGACGGACCCUUCCUCAGCUGCUGACCCCACUGCCGGUCCUGUAGACCCCGGUCCAGGUGCUCCUGCUUCUGUUCCGGAUCCAGCGGUAGUGGAUCCUGCAUCCAUUCCAGCAAACGGACACCAUUCGAACCAAGCAGACACUUUCAACAUGGAGCAGCAGAUGAAAAUAGGAGAGACAGAUGACAACGGUCUUCUGGAGAGCAGUAUGCGUCUGAAACCCCACGAGGCUCAGAGUUACAGAAAAAAGGCAUUAUGGGUAUCGUGGGUCUCCAUUGUGGUGACGAUAAUCUUAGCCAUCGCUGCGUUCACUGUUUCUAUAAUGCGGCAUAGUGCAUCAGCCUUUGGGUUUGCUUUUGACGCUACUCUCGACGUCCUGUCCUCCAUUAUUGUGAUUUGGCGAUACAGCAACGCCGCGGCCGUCCAUUCAGCGCACAGAGAAUACAUAGCAUGUGUUAUCCUUGGGGUCGUGUUCAUCUUGUCGGCCAUCACUAUCCUGGGGAAAGCGAUCCAUGAUCUCGCCACAAAAUUGCAACCGGAAGUGGAUGACUUCCUGUACAGCGUAUCGGUUAUCAGCGGAGUGGUGUGCACCAUUCUGUCCAUCUGUAAGUUCAUGCUGGGGAAAGUCCUCACCAGCAGGGCCCUCAUCACUGAUGGUUUUAACUCUCUAGUCGGAGGCGUCAUGGGAUUCUCCAUCCUGAUCAGCGCCGAGGUGUUCAAACACGAACCAAGUGUCUGGUAUCUGGACGGGACCAUGGGGGUUCUGAUCGGACUGAUCAUUCUCGCCUACGGAGUCAAGUUGUUAAAGGACAUGGUCCCGCGCGUCAGGCAGACGAGGAAUUACGAGCGCUUCGAGUAGGAUUCGGAGUCGGGACAACUCAACGCACAUAAACACUCGUGUGGAGAUUCUGUGGGAAAACACAACACAUACACACAUUUUACCUUGCCUCAGGGCAAAGGCAACCACAAACUCCCCCUGUAAAUAUGGAUUUGAAAGGGAAAACUGACAAUUACAUGUAUAAAAUGUGUAUUAUUGAAUUGUCGGAGCUGGCAAUGAGCUGAAACGGGACGACUCGGAAUGCGGCAACCAAUUGGACAUCUGAUAUUUAAAACCCAGAUUAAAUCACGUUCAGUUAAAGGAUUUAUGGGUAUUCGUUUUUGCCUUGGGGCGAGACUUAUUUUAAGUUUCUUCAAACAAUCGGGUUAUAGAGAGAGUUUUAUCAGGUAAACUUAACACAGAUUGUCUUUAUUUAAAUUUAUUUUAGCUUGUUGUACUUUAGUAAAACUGUAAGGCUCGUCACAUCUGUGAGAAUUCAAUUAGCUAAAUAAAUUGACAAAAAAUAAACAAGGAUUCAUUACAAUUUCAAAUAUUUUUACUUUUACAUUCAAACUUAAGAUUUCAAUAAAAUUUCGCAAUAGAAAAGCCAAACAUGAUUUUAAAAAAGUAGUGUAAUUGAACAAAUUUAAGUUAUGCCCAAAAUAAUUUCGCUAAAAUGUCAAAUGAAUAAAUUGAAAGAGGUUGUGAAACUGCAUUUUUGUAGAUAAUAAAAUGACUUGGAGUUUAUCUUCAUGAAAACUUCAACUAGUUUCGUUUUUCCUUGUUAAAACGUGCCAUCAGAUUGUCUACAUGAACUCAUGUAUCCUAUCAACAACUCAACAAACAGGGCAUUUUCAUAUCGAAUACUUUAAUAUCUAUUGUAACAUACUUGUCAAUGUCAGAAACGUUAGAGCACUAGUCUACAAAUCAACCGCAUUAGAAUAAACACGUGGCGUUUUUUGAAAUGCUUCAUUUGCUAGAAUAUUGUAAUCGUUUCAUCUUUCGCACUCCAUUGAAACAGUAAAGUUCAGUGCAGUUCAGUAGCUUAAUCCAGCCUCGCAUUUAGCUUUCGGUGAAACUUGUAAUUAUUAAAUGGCACACAAACGCGUUUAACGAUACAAAGCCUUAAAACUUGACCCGUCUUGAUGUGAACUUGUAAGUUCUGAAGUAUUACAUAGACUGUUUUGCCUUGAGAUUUGGCUAUUUAAAUGUGUAUUUGGGACAAGCCAAGUUUCUAAGCAUUUUAUGUAGCAGUUAGCUGGAGAUUAGCAAUUAGCAGAUGGACGUAACAGUGCCGGUACAGCCAGUCAGAUUAGGCUAUUCAGUGGUGGUUCAUAGUUGAAAAGCACAUUUCUGCUUUAACGUUUACUCUUUUGGAGAACUGUCUGUAUGACUUGCGCUGUUUUUUUCAGGCGUGUUGUCGAAUUUACCGCCCUGUUAUUUAUUGACAUUUGAAAUACCUUAAGCCCUUGACAGAGGCACUAGGCACAAGCACACGCCCCAGAAAAUGUACAGUUUCUAAAAGCACAUUAUUGUAGAAGUGUGCCGGGGACUUAAAACUAAUGAGUCGAGAUUGGGGCCAUUAGAAUGAAUUAACACCACUCGAACAAACGCAGGCAAAAGCCGAUGCUAAUCCACGCCCGGGGCGUCGUGGAACCCGAAUGUCAUGUGAUACAUGAAUGUAUAUACAACUAUGUUGCUGUGGAGUACACAUGUAUAUUUACACAGAAAUGUCUGUUGUCACAGAAAAAAAAACGUUUAUUUGAAAAAUAAAGAUAUAUCCUACAGAUUCCUCAAUCAAUGAAAAACAAAUGGUCAGUGUAUUUAUUUUUUUGAAUGUCCCCCCCCCCAAAAAACAACAUAUACUUAUUAACAGUUUACAAAUUAGUCUGAUGUGUGAAUGCAUUUCAGCUUAAAACAAAAUAAAAGCAACUAUUAUUAACAGCGAAGUAAACCAGAACAAUUGUAAAAAAAAAAAUAAUAAAAAAAAAAUGGUUCCAUGAGUAAUUUGGGUUUCAUUCCAAUUUUUUGUUAUUAACAUAAACGCAGGUAAGAGUUACUGGCCACGAUUUUCAUUAAACUAAUCUAAUAUCUUAAAACGUUUGUGAUGGUCGUUAAUAUGAAGACCAUAGCUACAGCUAAGCUGUACAAACACUUUUGAAACGGUGGCAUCCUUCA
This is a messenger RNA of Pimephales promelas (fathead minnow), 3233 nucleotides long. RefSeq names its product transmembrane protein 163b (gene tmem163b). Gene Ontology annotation, cellular component: synaptic vesicle membrane. NCBI's taxonomy places the organism in Eukaryota, Metazoa, Chordata, Actinopteri, Cypriniformes, Leuciscidae. Gene Ontology annotation, molecular function: zinc ion binding; monoatomic cation transmembrane transporter activity. Gene Ontology annotation, biological process: monoatomic cation transport; transmembrane transport. The record is from RefSeq and is a predicted model, not a curated record.